AUGGAGGAGGCUUGUUAUAGGAAAUUAAUACUCGGAGGAAUACAGCUAGGAGAUGAGGAGAUUGCGAAUGCGAGAGCUCCUUCCCGUGGAGAUCAAGUUCCUCCCCUUGAAGAGGUUGUUGUUGAUGAUAAAGCUCCGACUAAUACUCCACCUAUGACGGAGGCCGAGAUGAAGGCUAUUCUUACUCAAAUGGACCAAUCCAUCACUAAUCAAGACCAAGCCACAACAGUUCAAGCCCAAGCUAUGACGGCCCAAGCCAAUCAGGAGGUUGCACCUAGGGUUCAUCAACAAGUUUCUACUAUGGCUUCCCGACUUAGGGACUUUACUCGGAUGAAUCCUCCUACCUUUUAUGGGUCUAAGGUUGAUGAAGACCUGCAAGAGUUUAUUGAUGAGGUAUACAAGAUACUUUAUGCUAUGGGAGUGUCUACAAGUGAGAAGGCCGAGAUGGUGAAGGAGGCUAAAGCUAAGAGGAAGGAUAGGGAUACAAAGAGGGCAAGGUCCUUUGAGGGUGGAGCUGCAAAGAAUAGGCUUGAGAUUCAAGACAAUACUAGAUUUAAGAAUAGAUUCUCAAAUCAAGUUCCAUCCGAAUUUCCUAAGUCUAGGGAUGAAAAGUCCCCUAGGCCGAAAGUCCAAAAGGGGAAGAUUGAGAGUCCGUCUAUUGAUAAACCAUCUUGCAAUGAAUGUGGAAAGAAGAAUUUUUGUGCUUGCCUCCUUUUGUCCGACAAAUGCUUUGGUUGUGGGAAGGUCGGGCACAUGGUGAGAGAUUGUCCUAAUGCUAAGAAGCAAGAGUAG
Molecule: messenger RNA, 792 nt
Organism: Solanum pennellii
Lineage: Eukaryota; Viridiplantae; Streptophyta; Magnoliopsida; Solanales; Solanaceae
Exons: 3
Coding region: 1-792 (263 amino acids)
Molecular function (GO): nucleic acid binding; zinc ion binding
Source: RefSeq, a predicted model, not a curated record